GCCCUCUGUCGGAUGCUGGCUUCCUGGCACCAGGGCAGGUUUGCCAGCCUGAUAGAGGAGCCGUCCAGCCCUUCGGGUCCUUACUCAUUCUCUCUGAAGCUGACCUGAGGCAGAAGAUGGGGGCCGAAUCGGUCUUUGCUCUGGUGAACGAAUACGGAUUCCAUCAACGAGUCGCGCCAAAAGCCUCCUGCAAACCUCCUUGUUCCUUCCCUCUCCCUGUGGCGGUUAGGAUCUGAUUGCGGCCGAAAUGCUCCCUCGAUCACGCGUGCAGCCUGCAUUCCCUCCUCGCUCCCAGGCGGAGGAAGGAUUCAAAAAAUUCCACAUCGCGUUGGAACUGUGGCUCCAUUUCUGACCCGGCGCCAGGGCUGCUGAUGUACGUGUCCGGCUUUGGAUCCAGAGCAGCUUUCCUCUUCUGCUUCACCAUGCGUGUCUCCUCGAGGCUAAUUGACUCCGUGCGCUACUCCUACAUGGCAGGAUUGCUCGAGGUCAGCUGGACAUCGCGUACGGUGCGCUACCUUUCCACCGUCAAGUCUUCCCCUCACACGAUCCUAUGAAGAGAAUGUUAUCGACUAGCAUUGUUUUAGGCUGCACUUAGACUGUGCGGGCAGCCUGAGUGGGAAGCAGGACGUGUCAGGGCAGAGAGCAACGAAGAUAAGCCAAAUGUCCCUCGUGUGAGACUGGAAAUUCUGCUCCACCAAGUUCGUCGACGAGUUUCUGCAAACGUGCCAUUGAUUUACAGAGACGCUUUGAGAAAGAAACUGCCUGAUCCGGCUACAUCUGGAUCAGAAUGGCCCCGGGCAGACAAGCCAGAGGUGGGCAAUCUUCUGACAUCGCAGCGGCUGCGAGUGCAUGAAUGAACGCACCAUAGUGCCGGGUUUCACGAGCGAUAUUCCGAGUCUUUCCACGCUCCCGGGGACGUCGGCGGUCAAACCGAUCUUAGCAGACUUUCUCAAGGGCUGUUUAUUGACCUCUCAGAGCAGUGCCGAAAGACGUUGUACCCGAUUUUGCGACGAGCUGCUUCUUGGUGAUGGCUCUUAUCCCCACAAUACCAACACGAGGGAUCUGCGCUGCAACCUAAGAAAUGCGGGGGUUCUUCCCAUUCGAUGUCUGCGAAGAACAUGCCAUGCAACAGCUUGGUAGCAUUGGCUUCAAGUCUUGAGCGACAAUCCUCCUUGGCUUGAAUCAGUGGCGUCGAAAGCCAAGAUGGAAGCGUCACCCAGCAGCUAUGGUUGGCAUAGACGUUAUCGGAUCGACCAGACCGUCUCAAUCACGGUCAGAGAAGAGCAGGAUGCGACGGCCCUUGGAGAGACCUACACAACGUGCUUCACACCCCUGCACUGCAGGUGCCGGUCGAGGCUGGGCGUCAAUCGAUGAUCGUGCUGUAAGCGACCUUAUGGCUGAUCAACAUGGCAAUGGACGCGUGCUUGGGACUUGCAAAGUCCCUUUCUAUCUUGCAUGGAUAAGGGGAAGAGCAUGACACUAUCAUCAGGGGCAGGGUCUUGAAAGGUAUUUGAGGUCGACUUCUCCAAGUAGGACGCUGCAUUCCUUCCUUCUCUUCUCAGAUCUUCUUUGUUAUUGACUUCCGGCCUUCAAUAUGUAUAAUCAUAUGGCAGCAGGGUGGUUUUACUCACCCAAACAGAUUGCCCGCUACUUCCUUACUCGACCGACCAGUCUUAAGCCCCCGCGGACCCGACUGCGCAAUCCAUACCAUAUCCUCAGAGAACUCGACAGGCAUCAAUGGCUUAUGUUUUUGGCAGGCUUCCUUGGAUGGACCUGGGAUGCAUUCGACUUCUUCACUGUUUCUCUUACCAUCACUGAAAUCGCAAAGGACUUUGGCGUCGAGAACUCGGCGGUCUCAUGGGGCCUGACUGUGACGUUGAUGCUGCGCAGCGUGGGCGCCUUGACGUUUGGAGCGAUAUCCGAUCGAUAUGGCCGCAAAUGGCCCAUGAUCAUCAACCUGUCCCUCUUUAUUGUGCUGGAACUUGCCUCAGGAUUUUGCAACACCCUCCCUCAGUUCCUCGGGGUCCGGUCCUUGUAUGGCAUUGCCAUGGGAGGUCUUUUUGGCCCUGCCGCAGCAACAGCUCUUGAGGACUUGCCUUACGAUGCUCGCGGGCUCUUGUCGGGUUUGUUUGAACAGGGUUAUGCGACAGGCUAUCUGCUUGCGUCCAUCUUUUAUCGUGCCCUUGUGCCCACCACCUCCCAUGGCUGGCGAUCGCUCUUCUGGUUUGGGGCUGGCCCUCCAGUCCUUAUCAUCGCUUUCCGUUGGUCGCUUCCAGAGACAAAUAUGUUUCAAGUCAUGGCGGCCGAACGAGAAGCACAGCUCAUUGCGGACAAGCAAACAGGCGAUCAUUCGCACGUCAAGUCUGCAGCUUUCAAAGCAUGGGUCAGAGACUCCUGGGUGGCUAUCAAGCAGAACUGGGUCCUCUUUGUGUAUUUAGUUGUUUUGAUGACCGGUUUCAAUUCAUGCAGCCAUGGAAGUCAGGAUUUCUACCCGACCUUCCUCAAGAAUCAAGUCCUUCUAGGCCCGACCGACGUGACCAUAAUCAGCUGUAUCGGUCAACUCGGGGCUCUUAUCGGCGGCACUACGCUAGGCUAUGUGAGCACAUUCUUCGGCAGGAGACUGACCAUGCUCGUGGCUUGUGUUUGCGGGGGAGCGCUCGUGCCGGCGUACAUCAUACCACACGAUAUGAGUCUGGUAGCUUCGGCAUUCGCGCUACAGUUCUUCGUGGGAGGAGCCUGGGGCGUUAUACCAAUCCACUUGAUGGAGGUUGUCCCGGAGGCUCUUCGAACCACGGCAGUUGGACUCACUUAUCAACUGGGUAACUUGGCAUCGUCGGCGUCCGCGACCAUUCAAGCAGUUAUCGGGGAGCGGUAUCCACUUCCACCACAUAAUGGAGAGAAGCGCUUCGACUAUGGAAAGGUGAUUGGGAUCUUCAUGGGCGCAGUGUGGGCAUAUCAGAUUCUGUUCUUGUUCUUGGGACCCGAAAUGAGCGAGGCGGAAAGAGCAGAGUAUGCGUAUCAGGCGAAUGAGCUUGAGAGACUUCGACAGGAAGGACGCAGUCUAAAGGAUAUUGGAGUUGAAAGGGUCAAGUCCAGGCAGGCAGAGAAAGGGACGAAUGCUGAAGCUACUGACAAGGCGACCGAGGGAGAACAUCUGGAGGUAGCAUGAAUUGACCGCCGUCAGGUUGUAGGGCAUCUUCAGGCAAUCCUUUGGCCGAGAUAGAAGCCGUACCAGACCAUAGCAACCCAUGACAUCAG
Molecule: messenger RNA, 3258 nt
Organism: Cladophialophora immunda
Lineage: Eukaryota; Fungi; Ascomycota; Eurotiomycetes; Chaetothyriales; Herpotrichiellaceae
Exons: 6
Coding region: 1595-3169 (524 amino acids)
Biological process (GO): plasma membrane lactate transport
Cellular component (GO): plasma membrane
Molecular function (GO): secondary active monocarboxylate transmembrane transporter activity
Source: RefSeq, a predicted model, not a curated record